Messenger RNA from Penicilliopsis zonata CBS 506.65, 1920 nucleotides. RefSeq lists its product as hypothetical. Gene Ontology annotation, biological process: L-phenylalanine catabolic process. Gene Ontology annotation, cellular component: cytoplasm. Bases 90 to 1433 code for a protein of 447 amino acids. The record is from RefSeq and is a predicted model, not a curated record. Gene Ontology annotation, molecular function: homogentisate 1,2-dioxygenase activity. Lineage: Eukaryota; Fungi; Ascomycota; Eurotiomycetes; Eurotiales; Aspergillaceae. The transcript has 3 exons.
UGUUCUUUGCUUUCAAACAACGUUCCCAUGAUUUAUUGCUCGACUAUUCUAUCAGAACCUUCUAUCUUACUAGACGACUUGCUCUAAGCAUGCCAGGCACGAAAUUCUCUCACCCCGACUCCUAUCAGUACCUUACCGGGUUCGGGUCAUACCACGAAACGGAAGCAAUCGAAGGGGCUCUCCCUGUCGGACAAAAUUCUCCCCAGAAGGCUCCGUACGGCCUGUAUGCGGAAAAGCUGUCCGGAACCGCCUUCACGGCGCCACGACACGAAAACAGCCAGACAUGGGUGUACCGUAUCCUGCCUGCGGCAGCGCACCAGAACUUUGUGGCGGAAGAUGCAAGCUCGUACCAUACGCGAAUGACCACCGAGGCAAGUAAAUUGCACCAUAUCCCCAACCAGUUGCGCUGGGACCCAUUUGACCUCGACGAGACGGUGGAUUGGGUCCACGGACUGCAUCUGGUUGCCGGGGCUGGGGACCCGACGAUGAAGAGCGGGCUGGGUAUCCUGCUCUACGCUGCAGGAAAAGACAUGGGUUCGGAAGCGUUUUACUCGGCUGAUGGCGACUUUUUGAUUGUACCGCAACACGGGGUGUUGGAUAUCCAGACCGAGCUGGGGAAGCUCGUUGUACGCCCAAAUGAGAUCUGCGUGAUCCCGCGUGGUGUGAGAUACCGUGUUACUCUCCCCGCGGGUCCCGUCAGAGGUUAUAUCUGUGAGCUCUACCAGGGUCACUUUCAACUUCCCGAGCUGGGUCCCAUCGGAUCCAAUGGUCUGGCAAACGCACGGGAUUUCAAAGCCCCUGUGGCAGCCUUUGACGACGAUGAAGGAAUCCCAUCAGAGCAUACUCUCUACAGCAAGUUCAAUAACAACCUCUUCUCUGCGAAACAGAAUCACACGCCCUUCGAUGUCGUGGCCUGGCACGGCAACUAUUAUCCCUACAAGUACGAUCUAGGCCGUUUCAACACCGUUGGCAGCAUCUCCUUUGAUCACCCGGAUCCCUCUAUUUUCACGGUCCUCACUGGUCCAUCCGAUCACGUUGGGACGGCCAUCGCCGACUUUGUCAUCUUCCCUCCUCGCUGGCUCGUCGCCGAGGGCACCUUCCGCCCGCCCUGGUACCAUCGCAACACCAUGUCAGAGUUCAUGGGUUUGAUCACAGGGAACUAUGAUGCAAAGACCGGCGGCGGGUUCCAGCCGGCCGGUGCUAGUCUACACAAUGUGAUGAGUGCCCAUGGCCCGGACUCGGAUGCGUUCGAAGGCGCCAGCAACGCCGAAUUGAAACCACAGAAAGUCGGCGAUGGCAGUCUAGCUUUUAUGUUUGAGAGUUGCCUCAUGGUCGGCGUGUCCGAAUGGGGUCUCAAGACCUGCCAGAAGGUACAGGAGGAAUACAACGAGCAUAGCUGGCGGCCUCUCAAGCGCCAUUUCAAAAGACCAUAGUUAUAUGGAUGUUAUAGCAACAAUCUAAUAAUAGCGUAGUUAUACUUGAUGAGAUCUAUAUAUUUAUAUUUAUAUGUAUAGAGUACACCUAGUAAUAACUUUGAAUCUCCUCCUUCAAGGCCUCCUUCACAAUCGCCCCGCACAUCUUCGCAUACGGAUUCGUCUGCACAGCCAACUGCUGGGCGAUCUUAUUCCCAUAUCGGCCCCCGAAGAAGAAAUCCCUGCUCGCCAUCUCUUCGAGGGUAUCGGCCCCUACGCUCUGGAGCUUUGCUGGACAAACCCGCCUCGUAUCACUGAAGGGCAUCCGUUUGGUCUUUGCAGCUUUGAGAAGUAGGUAUCCCCGGUGGGUAUGGGAAUCUGCCAGGAGCCGUGCCUGGAGAGGAGAGAGGGGGUCGGCAGGUUUGGGUGUUGCGAGGGAAAUCACCUCGCCUAGAUCGGCGAACAAGCAGGAAAUAACAUCUGAAAGAUCGGUUUCUUCUUUUCCUUC